UAUGACAGCGACCUGCACACACACCUCGCCACAUCAACAGUAUUUACCGGCACAUCUUCAAGGAUUCAGAAUGACCUGAUCAGCGCUGUCGCUAGUGUAAUGACGGAUAGCAUGAAAGAGGAGCUGAGGAAGGCACCUUUUGUUGCGGUCAUGUUGGAUGAAACGACAGACAUUAGCAACGUGGCGCAGAUGUCAUAUGUGCUUCGAUAUGUCACUGACGAUGGGAUAAAAGAGCGUUUCUUCAAGUACGAAGAUGUGACAGAGGACAAACGAGCAGAGGCCAUAGCUACACGGCUGCUGGAGUUCCUGAGGGAGAGUGGCUGUAUUGACAAAGUGGUCGCGCAGUGCUACGAUGGAGCAGCUGUUAUGGCCUCUGGAUUGAAUGGGGUGCAAGCGAAAGUUAAGGAAACAAUUCCACAGGCCCUUUUCAUUCACUGCUAUGCUCACAUCUUAAAUCUCGUUUUGUCAAAUGGAGCUUCCAAGAUAAGAGAGUGUAAGGUCUUCUUCUCCCACCUCUCUGGCUUGGCCACCUUUUUCAGCCGCUCAGCAAAGCGCACCAAGCUACUGGAUGAUAUUUGCCAGCAUAGGCUUCCACGGGCAGCUCCUACUCGCUGGUGCUUUCAUUCUUGCUUGGUGUGCACAGUGGCAGAUAAGACCAGGGAAUUGAGAGAGGUGUUCGAGCACAUCGUAGACCAUCACACAGAGUUUGAUGACGAAACUGUUCAUUGCUCUGAUGGAUACAUCACCCUCCUUACCAGCUUCGAUUUCAGCUUUUGGUUGAAAACCUUCCACGCUAUCUUCUCCUACUCGGAUGUUGUUUUUGAAAUACUUCAGAACAAAGGUUUUGAUAUGCAGUUCUGCCUGGCCAGAGUGGAUCAGCUACAGCGACAAAUUGAACAGGAGAAGGGGAACUUUGACAUCGUCUACGAUGAAACCCAGGCUUUGGUUGGUCCUCCGCGCGGCCGUGGAGCUCAAGGAGACGUUCGUGCACGGUACAGGGAGCUCCACUGCAGCGUAAUUGACAGCCUGCUAACCCAGAUUUCCAACCGCUUCAGUGACCACAAAAAGCUGGAAUUCCUGGCCCUUCUGGACCCGCAACAGUUCGGGCAUUACUGUAACUAUUUCCCAACUGCUGCCUUGAACAGUUUGAUGGAGAGCUAUGGCGGAUAUUUCGACCAGCCUCGACUGCACACGGAACUCGCCGUGAUGUACGGCAUGUCUGACAUUUUGGGGAAAAGCCCAGCCGACAUUCAUCAGUUUCUCCUCAAAAAAAGGACUGAGUGA
Messenger RNA from Gymnodraco acuticeps, 1284 nucleotides. Its product is annotated as zinc finger MYM-type protein 1-like. The coding region runs from base 100 to 1284 and encodes 394 amino acids. The transcript has 2 exons. The record is from RefSeq and is a predicted model, not a curated record. Lineage: Eukaryota; Metazoa; Chordata; Actinopteri; Perciformes; Bathydraconidae.